Molecule: messenger RNA, 5170 nt
Organism: Somion occarium
Lineage: Eukaryota; Fungi; Basidiomycota; Agaricomycetes; Polyporales; Cerrenaceae
Source: the annotation of a GenBank genome assembly
CGAAGAUCAUCUUAAAUUGGCGAAACGCGUCUCAUAACGCGAUCCGUGACAGUGACAAAUGGCGUAUGUGACGGUAUCGAGUCACGAAAAUGUUUUGCAGGAUGGAUCUGAAGUCGAUCGGCCGAGUUGUGCUUUACCAGUACAGUUUGUUCAUCCACCGUUCGCCAUGGAAAGUGAACGGCUGGCCCGUGUGGUAGCUCGACUCCAAAAUAUUCCGUCAAUCUCGCUACCCACCGACUAUCCACGGCCGACAGGACACAGGCUGGUCGAAGCCGCUAUUACUGCUGAUCUUUCAGAACAGGCUUGCCUUGGACUCCUCAAAUUAGCCCUGUUUAACGAAGACGAGGACGAAAAUUACGAUGACAACAUUGCGAGCAGAACACCAUCUCCUUUCCAUCUCUUGCUUGCGUCUUUCUCUGUCCUGCUUCAUCGCUAUACUGGAGACACCGAUAUUGUGAUCGGGACAUCUUCCUCCACUGUUAGCGACCCUCUCGUGGUUCGUAUCUCUUUAGAUCCGACGGAUCCUUUCUGGGCAGUUGUGCGCAAGGUACAACAUGUCGAGCAGGAAGCCGAAGCAGACGCUGUACCCUACGAGACUCUUGUUCGUGCUAUGGGCAAAGACAAGACCGACAGUGCAGAAGCUACCCGUCCGCUAUUCCGUGUCCGAUUCUUCGAUGAAAUCGAUGCGUCUCGCGACUUCCUACAUACUACAAGUCUAACAUCCGAUCUCACUAUCUUUGUUGGACGGCAGCAAGAGUCAAGUCGAGCCUCAUUGGCACCUCAUAUUUCUCUGCGAAUUUUAUACAACGCACUCCUAUUUACCCCCACCCGUAUUCAAUUUAUUGUGGACCAGUUAUCUGCUUUGCUUCGCAAAGUCGCUUCGAACCCACUUUCACCUGUGGGCACCGUUCCCUUGCUCACUCCUAACCAGAGGGAGAAAAUUCCUGAUCCCACUGGAAAUCUUCGUUGGUGCGACUUUAAAGGAGCGAUCACUGACGUCUUCAGCCGCAAUGCCAAGCAGUUCCCCGACCGAACUUGUGUCAUCCAAUCACUUCCUGUAGCUGCUCCUGGAGUCCCGCAGGAGCGGAGAAUGUUCACGUACGGAGCAAUUCGUCACGCGGCGAAUACAUUAGCUCACCAUCUCCUGCACCAUGGCGUUCAACGGGAAGAGGUUGUCAUGGUCUAUGCUCAUCGUAGCGUGGAACUUGUAGUCGCGGUUAUGGCCAUUCUCAAGGCUGGUGCCACCUUCUCUGUUAUUGAUCCUGCCUAUCCUCCAAGCAGACAGACCAUCUAUUUGAAGGUCGCACAACCUCGUGCACUCGUUGUCUUGAAGGGAGCAGGCAAGAUUUGUCCUUCUGUGCGCGACUUUAUUUCGCAGGAGCUCAAAAUUCGAGUUGAAGUCCCAGCUCUCGAAUUGCUUGAUGACGGUACUAUCGCUGGUGGCGACGGUGUUAACGGAGAAGACGUCUUGAAAACUCAUACGCAUCUUGCGGAAACUGACCCUAAUGUCGCCUUGGGUCCUGAUAGUGUUGCCACGCUUUCAUUCACCAGUGGGAGUACUGGUAUUCCCAAAGGUGUGAAGGGCAGACAUUACAGUCUGACACACUUCUUCCCUUGGAUGGGUGAACGUUUCGGGCUGGACGAGAACUCCAAGUUCACCAUGUUGUCGGGUAUCGCUCAUGAUCCCAUUCAACGUGACAUGUUCACGCCACUAUUCUUCGGUGCUCAGCUUUACGUGCCUACGGCUGAGGACAUCGGAACGCCCGGACGACUUGCGGAAUGGAUGGCAGAGAAUGAAGUCACGGUGACUCACUUGACCCCCGCCAUGGGUCAGCUUCUCUCGGCACAAGCCACUUCUCAAAUUUCCUCCCUCCGAAAUGCGUUCUUCGUCGGCGAUGUUCUCACCAAACGGGAUUGUCAUCGUCUUCAAUCCCUCGCAGCGAACGUGAACAUCAUCAACAUGUACGGCACAACUGAAACUCAACGCGCAGUAUCGUACUUCCUUAUACCUAGCGUAUCUGAAGACCCUACGUUCCUUGCUACUCAAAAGGACAUAAUGCCUGCUGGCCAGGGCAUGAUUGACGUCCAACUCCUCGUUGUCAAUCGCAACGACAAAAACAUUCUUUGCUCUGUGGGGGAAGUUGGCGAGAUCUACGUUCGUUCAGGUGGUCUGGCCGAAGGCUACUCUGAUCCCGAAGCCACAGCUGAGAAGUUCGUGACGAAUUGGUUCGCGGUAGACUCGCAUCCCCGUCAUGAUACCAUCCGUCACCCACAUACCGGUCUUGCAGGUCCAGAAUCACUCUACUGGAAAGGCAUUCGUGAUAGGAUGUACCGGUCUGGAGAUCUCGGACGCUAUCUUCCCAAUGGUAUCGUCGAGUGUACGGGACGUGCUGACGAUCAAGUCAAAAUUCGAGGCUUCCGUAUUGAGCUUGGCGAAAUCGAUACCCUUCUCAGUCAACAUCCACUUAUUCGGGAGAACGUUACACUCGUUCGGAGAGAUAAGGAUGAGGAGAAGAUCCUUGUCAGCUACUUCGUACCUGCCGAUAGUCCUGCUUUGGAUGAGUACGCUAGUGAUAUUGGCGAGGCUGAGGACGAGAAGGGUGUUGUGAGUGGUAUGAGAAAGUACCGACGCUUGAUCAAGGAUAUUCGGGAAUAUCUCAAGAAGAAGCUCCCGAGCUACAGUGUCCCUACCUUGUUCGUACCCCUCAAGCGUAUGCCCCUCAAUCCCAAUGGGAAGAUCGACAAACCCGCACUUCCCUUCCCCGAUACCGCGCAACUUGCAGUUAUUGAAGCUGCUCGCACAGCCGGUCAAGCGGCUGCCACCCCCACUGAAGAAAAUAUCCGUUCAAUCUGGGCCCGCAUUCUUCUCAAUGCACCUUCACCGAUUCCCUUGGAUGAGGACUUCUUCGAUAUGGGUGGCCACUCUAUCCUUGCUACUCGUCUAAUCUUCGAGAUCCGUAAAACGUUUGUCGUCGACGCACCUCUUGGACUAGUAUUCGACAAGCCUACCAUUCGUAGCCAAGCCCAGGCGAUAGACCGUCUCAGAAACGCCGAUCUGGGCUUUGCUGAGAAGAACGGUGACAAGACUCCUGGAGUACCCUCUGAUGUGUCAGUUCCUGGACAAGCUGUUCUUGCAGCGGCUAUUCCUCGUAUCGAGUAUAGCAAGGAUUAUGAAACCCUACUGUCCAAGCUUCAGUCAUCAUACCCCUCGUUACCGUCUGACUAUUCGGACAAGCCGUUGACAGUCUUUUUGACUGGAGCCACAGGUUUCUUGGGCGCGUUCAUCCUCCGGGAUCUCUUGCAGCGUGAUAACAGAGUCAAGAAAGUCAUUUGUCUGGUUCGUGCACGUACAGCGGAACAAGCCCUAGACCGGUUGAGGGAUGCGGCGAGUGGACGUGGCGUAUGGGAUGAGAAAUGGGUCGAGUCUGGUCGAGUAGAAGUCGUCAAGGGUGAUUUGGAUCAAGAACAUUUUGGUCUCGAUCAGUCAACUUGGGACCAUGUCGCGACAGAAGCAGACGCUAUCAUUCACAAUGGUGCCUUGGUGCACUGGGUAUACCCAUACGAGAAGCUCCGAUCUGCCAACGUACUGGGAACCGUCACCGCCAUAGAACUAGCAUCAUCCGGCAAACCCAAGUUCUUUGUAUUCGUGUCCUCCACAUCAGCGAUCGAUACGGAGUACUAUGUCCAACUCUCUGACUCCCUCUCACAGGAUUCAAGCGGACCAGGUGGUGUUCCGGAGGAUGAUGAUCUAGAGGGCGCUCGGACAUCGCUCAAGACCGGAUACGGUCAGAGUAAAUGGGUUUCCGAGAAAUUGCUGUUCGAAGCCGGAAGACGGGGCCUGAGAGGUCAUAUCGUUCGUCCAGGGUACGUUGUGGGCGACUCUGAAUCAGCAGUUACAAACACAGACGACUUUAUCUGGAGAUUGGUCAAAGGCUGUAUUCAGCUUGGCUUGGUUCCCGAUAUCAACAAUACUGUGAACAUGGUACCAGUGGAUCAUGUAGCACGUUCGACGGCGUUAGCUGCCCUGGCGCCACUCCCCGAACCUCGUAAUCACCUGAGCGUAUUGCACGUUGCAGCGUAUCCUCGGCCGACAUUCAACGAAUUCUUGUCUGCGUUGACACGGUAUGGCUUCCCUACCAAGACGGCCGAGUACCUCGUUUGGCGGACACAACUCGAGAAGCAUGUUAUGGAAGUACAAGAUAACGCACUAUUCCCGCUACUUCAUUUUGUGUUGGACGACCUACCGACGAGCACGAAGGCACCGGAGCUCAAUGAUACGAACAUGAAGACAUUGCUAGCGCCCCAUAUGGCGCAGACGAACGCCACUGUGGACGAUGAGCUCGUGGGCAAAUACCUAGCUUGGCUGAUCGCUGCUGGUUUUUUGCCUGCACCAAGUGACCCGAACCCGGAAAAGAAACUGCCUCAGCUGGCGAACUCGUCUCUUGCACGGGCUGUCGGACGAAGUGGCAAUUAAGGUGGAUGUAAAGAGAUACGACGCAAAAUGUAUAGUGCUUUGUUUUGACUUACUGCUAAUGAUCGCGAUUUGUCUUUGUUUCAACAUGCUCAGAUCGUUGCCUUCGCGACUCAAUGAGCAGCAAUGGUUUGAGGCUGCUUUACACGCUCCCACCUUUUAAACGUGAUGGUGAUGAAAAGCUGCUUUCAUUGUUGCUUCACGUCAGGACGUCAUAUAUGUGACGUGAUUUAGAUUAACGCGAACCCUCGGAGACUAAAAGAAACCGUCAGCAUGUCUCGCCUUGAAGUACGCGCUGUCCGCACCGCAAGGCGAGCAUCGUCUGGUCGUUUGAAGUUUACCAGUAUCGCUCGCCAAUGUUGUCCUUGGUCUGACGUCCCGCCUCGUUCUUGAAACAUGGCUCCCCAUGAUCUAUUUGUUGCAUCAAAAUCGUCUAAACUGAAGAACCGUGGUAACAUCGAUGACUCCAAGUAUUGUAUCUCGCAUGAUCUCCGUAGUUUCUCAAGCUACACUACAUAUGGCCGUGCGUGCGUCCGACGUUGCGUGCUGACUCCUGCUGCCGGAUGGAGAACUCGUGAUGACAGUCAGAUGCAGUACAUCAAUUGAAAGGAGCUGUGCAUCUUGAAGCGCGGAAUGAUAAGGCAUCGGAAUGAAGUCGUUCUCUCAUAUCCGCGACGGAAACGAGCAUUGCACGGUGGG